UGGAGCGUUUAAAUGCUCGGCUCUACUCGGACCUAGCUCGGCCUAGGUCUCCCCCUCCUCCCCUUCGUCACCAUUGGAGUAGGUCUGAGCUGAUCGUCAACCUUCCCGGGUCACAGCCCAGGUUUUAUCUCUCCCUCGCACCUUUUGUACUCAUCCUUUUUUCUCUUCCCAACAAUAAAAAUUCCCGUCUUUCCUCUUUUUUCUAUUCAUCUGUUAUCCCUAAACCGGUUUUCGCGAAACCCAUUUUGGUGACUCUUCCACGUUGCUUUAUUCCCUUCCGGAGAUUUCCUCCGAUGGCCUUUCAACACGAGGUUCUCGUAAUUGAGUUGAAUUCGAGCAAUUGGGCAUGGGGUUUCAUUUCGAUUGCGGUCAACCUUGGGUAUUGGAUCUGAGUUCGUUCGUGUUUGUGCGGGAGUUAGGGUUUUUGACCAAAGUUGUUGCAAAUUUGGGCUAUUCUAAUUCCUGAUUGUUGAAUUCUGUCACCAAUUGAGGGUUUAUCGAACCUUUUCUUUUUUCCCCAAUUUGUAAUUUGUAAUAAAGUUGAGGUUCCGUAAUUUAAUUCUCUUUUCUUAAAAUUUUCUCUGGUGGUUUCAUUUCGUUAUCUUCCUGACGCUGCAUCGUCAGAAUUCGUAAUAAAGUAAGCCUUUUAAAUCUUGGUCAUUGAAAUUGUAAUGGGGGAAGAGACAUCGGACGCGAUGAACCUUGAUUUGAAUCUGGGUCCUGAUCCAGAGCCAACCAACGAAUCCGUCGGCUUAGAGGAUUGGAUUGAAGAGCCUAGGGUUAGCGAAGCAUUUAGACAUAGGACUCGACAGAGGUGGAGAUGGCGGCAUCUUCACAUUAAUCCUCCUGAACCUCAUCGUAGGUUUGUUAUGUUGCCUGAAGCCCAUGAUAUCUCAAUGCGAUUGAAUCAUUUGCUGGCCAACCCUGGUAAUGGAAGUGCGUUACAGGCUGGAGAAGGUAGCGUGGCAGCUGAAGAAAGAGCAGAGGUGGCACCAAAAGCAUGCGAAACAAACAAUGGUGUUAUGGAUGAUGAAGCAUCAGAUAAGAAGGAUGCUGUUGAAAAGGGUAGUGGCAAUGAUGGGAGUUUUUUUGAUUGUAAUAUCUGUUUGGACCUGGCUAGAGAUCCCGUUGUGACUUGCUGUGGUCAUUUGUUUUGUUGGCCAUGUCUCUAUCGGUGGCUACAUGUCCAUUCAGAUGCUAAGGAAUGUCCAGUUUGCAAGGGAGAGGUAACAUUUAAAAAUGUUACACCAAUAUAUGGUCGGGGAAACAAUGUCCGUGAACUUGAGGAAGAUCCCACUCUUAAAGUCCCUGUUAGACCCCAUGCUAGGCGCGUUGAAAGUCUGAGGCAAACAAUUCAUCGAAAUACAUUUACAUUGCCAGUGGAAGAGAUGAUCCGGCGUCUUGGAAGUAGAUUUGAUCUCUCUCGUGAUGUAGGCCAGCCACCUGAGCCUGACGAUGCCCGGGAGGCAGCUGACAGAACCAGCACCUUGUUAAAUAGAUUUUUGACCUCUCGGGCAUUACGGAGAGAGCAUAUUCAUGGGGCACCUGCAGAUGAUGCAGUAGACUUAACUCAAAACAACAUUGGUGGCCAUGAGGUAGGGGAUAACGGCAGGGUCGAGUCCCUUUUACUUCGAAGAACACAGUCACAUAGAACAACACUUUCUUCUCUUUCAUCAGCUCUGAGUUCUGCUGAGAGAUUUGUUGAGGCAUAUAUCCGUCGCCAUUCUAGAAGUAGAAACCAAGAGCAGCCUCCACCGGUGGAUGAUAGAGAUUCCUUUUCAAGUGUUGCUGCAGUUAUACACUCAGAGAGUCAAGUAGACACUGCUGUAGAAAUUGAUUCCAUGGUAUCCUUGUCAACAUCCUCUUCCAGGAGGAGAAAUGAUGCGUCUCGGAUUUCUGAUGUGGAUAGUGGAGAUUCUCGAGCUCCCAGGCGUAGACGUUUGAACUGAUAAAAAUCUUUUUGAUCGUUAUUAUCUUUCCUGUAGUGCACAAUUUUAUAAUAUUCCAACAGCUCUGUAAGUGCUACUUGCCUUUAUAUGGCUUUAUAUUAAUUAAGUAUUCACCUUUUACUUCCACCCUUGAUAGUUGUAAGAUGGUUUUAGAAGCUUCAGAAUUGUCACUCAUAUCUGUUUAAGGAUAGAGCUUUUGGGAGUCAA
Molecule: messenger RNA, 2156 nt
Organism: Neltuma alba
Lineage: Eukaryota; Viridiplantae; Streptophyta; Magnoliopsida; Fabales; Fabaceae
Exons: 2
Coding region: 672-1949 (425 amino acids)
Biological process (GO): ubiquitin-dependent protein catabolic process
Cellular component (GO): endoplasmic reticulum
Molecular function (GO): metal ion binding; ubiquitin protein ligase activity
Source: RefSeq, a predicted model, not a curated record